Catharus ustulatus (Swainson's thrush) is the source of this 6019-nucleotide messenger RNA. RefSeq names its product dystrobrevin alpha (gene DTNA). The coding region runs from base 208 to 2448 and encodes 746 amino acids. Gene Ontology annotation, cellular component: synapse; plasma membrane. Gene Ontology annotation, molecular function: zinc ion binding. Lineage: Eukaryota; Metazoa; Chordata; Aves; Passeriformes; Turdidae. Gene Ontology annotation, biological process: synaptic signaling. The transcript is spliced from 24 exons. The record is from RefSeq and is a predicted model, not a curated record.
CUCCGGCGCCGUGCGCGGCGGCGGCGGAGCAGGAGCAACUCCCGCUCCUCCCGGCGCGUCCCUCCUCCUGCCUGGCGCCGUGUGCCGGCGGCGGGUGCACGGUGACCUUACGGAGCGUGCAUUACCUCACAGGAUCUGAUCUGGGCACUCUGAGGCAGACGAAGCAGGAAACAGAGCAAGAGAUCGGAGGAGCAUCAUUUCUACGGAAUGAUUGAAGAUUGUGGGAAAAGAGGAAAUACCAUGGCAGAAAGAAGGCAGCUGUUUGCAGAAAUGCGGGCUCAGGAUCUGGAUCGCAUCCGUUUGUCCACCUACCGAACAGCGUGCAAGCUUAGAUUUGUUCAGAAGAAAUGCAACUUGCACCUGGUGGACAUCUGGAAUGUGAUAGAAGCCUUGCGGGAGAACGCCCUGAACAACCUGGACCCCAGCAUCGAACUGAACGUGGCUCGCCUGGAAGCUGUGAUUUCAACCAUCUUCUACCAGCUCAACAAAAGGAUGCCAACCACCCAUCAGAUCAACGUGGAGCAGUCCAUCAGCCUGCUGCUCAACUUCCUGCUAGCGGCCUUUGAUCCGGAAGGACAUGGUAAAAUUUCCGUUUUUGCUGUCAAAAUGGCCUUGGCAACUCUUUGUGGAGGAAAAAUCAUGGACAAAUUAAGAUAUAUUUUCUCCAUGAUUUCUGACUCCAGCGGGGUGAUGGUUUAUGGCAGGUACGACAUGUUUCUGCGCGAGGUUCUCAAGCUGCCCACUGCUGUCUUCGAGGGGCCUUCAUUUGGUUACACCGAGCAGUCGGCAAAAUCCUGUUUCUCACAACAGAAGAAAGUCACAUUAAACACUUUCUUGGAUACUCUCAUGUCUGAUCCCCCACCACAGUGUCUAGUGUGGUUACCACUUCUGCAUCGACUGGCAAAUGUUGAAAAUGUCUUCCACCCCGUUGAGUGUUCCUACUGCCACAGCGAGAGCAUGAUGGGGUUUCGCUACCGCUGCCAGCAGUGUCACAAUUACCAGCUCUGUCAGGACUGCUUCUGGAGGGGCCAUGCCAGCGGUUCCCACAGCAACCAGCACCAAAUGAAAGAGUACACGUCAUGGAAAUCACCUGCUAAGAAGCUAACUAAUGCACUUAGCAAGUCUUUAAGCUGUGCUUCCAGCCGUGAACCUUUGCACCCAAUGUUCCCUGACCAGCCUGAAAAACCUCUAAACCUGGCUCAUAUUGUAGAUACUUGGCCCCCCCGACCUGUAACCAGCAUGAAUGACACACUCUUCUCCCAUUCUGUUCCCUCAGGAAGUCCCUUUGCAAACAGAAGGUUACUUGGGGGUAUAAAUGCAGCCAGUCCUGUGGCUGAUGAGCAUUCUCUUAUAAAGCUGUAUGUAAAUCAGCUUCACAACAAUUCACGGUUACAGUACAGCCUCGAUGUUGCAGACAGGCUGGCUGAUGAACAUGUGCUCAUCGGGGUGUAUGUCAACAUGCUACAGAGCAACCCCGCACGCGUCCUUGACAGUGCGAGUCGCCUGGAUGAAGAGCACAAGCUGAUCGCCAGGUAUGCAGCAAGGCUGGCAGCAGAAACUUCUUCAUCACAGCCGAGUCAGCAGAGAGGGGCAUCAGAUAUCUCCUUCACCAUCGAUGCAAACAAACAACAAAGGCAGCUGAUUGCAGAGCUUGAGAAUAAAAAUCGAGAAAUCCUACAGGAGAUCCAGAGGCUGCGACUUGAACAUGAGCAAGCGUCCCAGCCCACACCAGAGAAGGCCCAACAGAAUCCCACUCUCCUUGCAGAGCUCCGGCUCCUGAGACAGCGGAAGGAUGAGCUGGAGCAGAGGAUGUCUGCUCUCCAGGAAAGCCGAAGGGAGCUCAUGGUGCAGUUAGAAGGCCUCAUGAAACUGCUGAAGACGCAGGGGGCAGGCUCCCCACGUUCCUCACCCAGCCACACCAUCAGCCGGCCGAUUCCCAUGCCCAUCAGGUCUGCCUCUGCCUGCUCCACCCCGACCCACGCACCUCAGGACUCUCUGACCGGGGUGGGAGGAGAUGUGCAGGAAGCCUUUGCACAAAGUGCAAGACGAAACUUAAGAAAUGAUUUGCUGGUGGCAGCAGAUUCAAUCACCAACACCAUGUCUUCUUUGGUAAAAGAACUAAAUUCUGAAGUGGGCAGCGAGACAGAGAGCAAUGUGGAUUCUGAGUUUGGGCGGACUCACUUUGAUGACCUGGUUCCCUCCCCGACGUCUGAGAAGGCUUUCCUGGCACAGAUCCAUGCCCGGAAGCCAGGAUACAUCCACAGCGCUGCUGCCACCGGCUCCAUCCGCAGUGACAUGGUUACAGAAGAUGGAGACCCUUAUGUCAGAGCAGAUGAUGAAAAUUAUGAGAAUGACUCUGUCCGCCAGCUGGAGAAUGAACUGAAAAUGGAGGAGUACCUGAAGCAGAAGCUGCAGGAUGAGGCGUACCAGGUCAGUUUGCAAAGUUGAGUGCAAUAUUCUUCUCUCUCCUCUCAAGGAAGCUGCAGUCAGACAGACAAUGAAAGCUAUGUAAGAACUGAUGAUGAGGAGAGCUGCUUUCGGACAGACGAUGAAGAAAACUCAGCUGCGAACUUCACAGAAGAGUGGAACCAAGAGGUGCAGCGUCUCUUGACAAAAAAAUCACAUAACUAAGUUCUGAGGACUGUAGCACAGUACUUUUGUUCUAAGAGUUGUAGUUUGUAGAUGUGUGUUUUUUGACAAGACUUUUGUUUAAAGCUAACUUAUAUUAGCUACAUCUUCUGUAACAUGGCUCAUUACCGGUGAAGCAAACAGACUGAUGCGCGUACUGCUGUCACACAUGGCGGCGCUGUUAAUAACUCACAUAAACCCUUUGCACAUGAUAUUGAACCUGUUCAGUUUACAAUGACAAUACUGUUUAUAGUUAGAAAUUUGAUUUCUGAAUACUUUGAGAUUUUAGUAGAUCGGUUUACUAUACACUGUACAUUUUUUUUCCCACGGGAGAAAUAAAAAGUGACGAUUAUGCAUUUAACACUGAAUGAUUAUACUCCUGAGUGUAUAUAUCUAGUAGCCCAAAAAAAAAAGCACCAGACUGUAUUUGCAAUUUGUUUGCAAGUCUUUAAAUUAAGGCUUAUACAAAAUGUACUAAAAUAAUAAUAAUAUAAUUAAUAAUAAUAAUAAACUUCUCUAAUUUAGGGCUAAUGUGUAACUUAGGAAUGUUUCUUUCAAAAUAAUCUAACAAAUCAGCCAUAGAAGUUAGUGUAAAUAUUUUUUUUCCAAAUAGAUAUCAUAUACAAAAGGUGACAUUCAAAUGAUAUAGAAUCUAGUUUUUAAAUCAGCACAGAUCUUCUUAAAACUGUGAACUAUGUUUUGAAAUACUCGUUGCUAAAGCUGUUUAUAAACCACAGGUGCCAUAAGAUCCCUGAACUGACUGAUGUUACGAAUAAUCCUCCAUGGUAUUGUUUCAUUGAUGUUUUAGCUUUAGUAAGCAUGUGUUCAACAAACCAGCUCUUUCCAUCUCUCUGCCCCUCCUCUUCCUCCCCGUCCCCUUCUAAAAUGUUAUUUUCGAGGCCUUCAGCUUUAAAUGUACAGGCUUAAAGUGCGCUUGCAACUGUUUUCUUUUGAUUUCCGAAUGUGUACUGCCUUAGCCAGCCACCAGAUGUUCUGCAUGCCCUCUUGGAAAUGUGUGGUGAGACUCUUUCAGAGCUGGAUGGAGAAACAGCGAUCAGUGAAAAGCACAAGAAGAGCAGUGGAUUUUUUCGAAAGGACAGGCAUACAGUUGCAGAAUUGGAGUUUUGUCCGGUUUAGUAUUUUUCCAGUAUCAAGGCAUUUCAGGAGAAAGGGAACUGACCUGGCCAUUAGGCAGAGUUAGGCAGUGAGGCUGCUGGCUAAAAAGCACUUGCUCUGCUGUGACUACAAACCUACAGAUACUCGUGAGCAGGCAUUGACACAAACUAGCAUCAAAGUGCUCCUCAGAGCACCCUGCUCCAAAACAAAGGUGACACCUCUGUGGCACGUGGCACCUCUGUGCAGACAAACCAGAGCCAGGCCAGGGACAGCUGGAGCAACAGCCAGGCAGGGACACCAGGAGGUGUUCCAUGCUGGCCACCAGGCCCUGCUGAGCUGUGCAGUGUUAGCUCGGGGCCACCUCUGUGCCAAGGUAACUUUGCUGCCCUAAUACAAUAUUGGGCUUCCAGUACCUGGCUGACCUGAAGUGACACUAAUGGCCCCAAAAACAGUGGUGUUUCAUACAGAUAUUCCACACCAGCACAGUUUGCCUACAGCAAGUGAAGAGAUACCCAUCUAAAGCGGGUUCACGUGGCUUGUCUGUCCUUGCUUUCAUGGUGACGUGGAUGUGUGCUGCUGUAUUUACGUGAGAUUGCUACGUAGCUCGACCCAGUAAGUCCACUUGUUUGCAUGCAUUCUCCAGGCUCGUGGCUGUUUCCCUGGGCACUAUGUGUUAGGGAAUGAGUAUCUGUAUGAAAGAGCUGCUGCCAUGUUUCACUUCUAUGUCAUUUUAUGGUGUAUGCAGAUCUCUUGUCUGUAUAUCCUUGCGUACCUGGGCUUGGUCUCAGACAUCCAAAUGCAUACUAAGGGAUCCAGAUAUCUUCAUGUAAGCUUUUUGUUUUUGCAAUCACUGGUCUUUGCUCCUGGAGUAUGUGCAGUCCUGGCAAGGCAAGCACCAUAUCCUCCACUGUCCCCUCCUCCAACCUCCUCUCAGGAAUGAGUUAGCCUCCACUAGUGCCUAGCACUCCAUGUUUUAAGCUACUCCAGUGAACCUGUAGACACUGCUGUCAGCUCAGGAUUCCAGGCAAGCAUUUCCUGAACAGGGAGAAAACAAGCUAGAACACAGCUAUGUGCAAUGGCUGAUUAGUUCAACCCAUGUCGUGUUUAACUGUACCCAAAGUAAUAGAUCCCUAUCAUCACCUUAACGUCUGUGUGCUCAUUAUCACCAUGCUUAAAAUAGAUGCAUUAUACUAAAUCCAUUGCAAGAGCUUGCAAACUAGGAGUAAGAACUGAAGUUGACUGAUCAAGCACCUUUCUUUUAGGCUGGUGUCAACAAGAUGAUCCCGUGGAGCUAGAGUUCUGGGUCCCUUAUGCCCUGGCUCUCUGAGAUGAAGCACCUCUUACUUAGCUCUGCAAAUGUCUAUUUUAAGCAUUUUUCCAACUGUUAAGCUGGCUGCAUUUUCACCCAGCUUGUCUUUGUCUGUUUGUUGGAUAUUAUUUUGGCUGUGAUUCGUGGUCAUUAAAACAAACACGGUUACAGAAGAGGUCCCUGGUAUGGCCCUUUUCUUAACUACCAAUGAUCCACCACAGCCAUCAAAGCUCCGGGUGGUUUUACUGUCACUGGAGGAAAACCAGUGGUUUGGAAUCAGGAGACAGGGAUGUGAAGAUGUAUAGGGUCCUUGAAUGUCCAAAGCGAUGGUGGAGAAUGGGUUGUCUGUAAGUAGUAAUGUUAACUAAACUGCAUAAAAAGGUGUGUGGCCUUUGUUGUGAUAUAAUAUGUAUUUUCUUAUAUGCAUGAGCCAAAUUGUUGCAUCAUAAUUUAUCAUAAGUGUGUCCGCCUUUACUUUCAGUCAUCAUCUUCUCCCAUCCUUAUUGGUUCUUGGCAAUUACUGUAGAUAGACCUUGUAAAUAUUGCAACCUCGGAUUGCUCUAAUCACAUUGGUUCAAUUCAGCAGACGGAGCUGUGAACAACAAGCACUCCACAGUGUCCUGAAGAAUAAAGGGCAUUUUUACCUUUGAACCAAAAAAAAAAGUAAAAAAAAAAAGUAAGAAGAGUUACAUCUUGAGGCUACUAACUGCAACGCAUUUUUAAAACUACUGUACUUGACACCACUUGAGACAGAUACAGAGACACUAAAGAUGUCACGAUAUUCAUUGGUAUUGUAACAGAACUGCUAUUGUAUGGGGUUUUUGUAUUGCUGUUAAGUAUUGUUUUGUGUGUGUGUGUUGGAACCUACUGGGGACAUGUUAUAUUUUGAAGUGAUUAAACUAUUUAAUUGUGUGUCUAUAUUUUGGAAUGGAAUUAUUUCUUCAUUAAAAAGAUUUUUAAAAGGAA